Molecule: messenger RNA, 1384 nt
Organism: Oncorhynchus keta (chum salmon)
Lineage: Eukaryota; Metazoa; Chordata; Actinopteri; Salmoniformes; Salmonidae
Gene: rgs11
Product: regulator of G protein signaling 11
Exons: 7
Coding region: 140-811 (223 amino acids)
Biological process (GO): regulation of G protein-coupled receptor signaling pathway; G protein-coupled receptor signaling pathway
Source: RefSeq, a predicted model, not a curated record
GUGUGUGUGUGUGUGUGUGUGUGUGUGUGUGUGUGUGUGUGUGUAUGUGUGUGUGUGUGUUUGAUGGUUACAGAUUGAACACAGUAGAAGAGCUCUGGGGAGAAACCGUGUCAAGUCCUCCAUCUGUCUGGAGACCUUCAUGAAGUACAGUGAGCAGUACCUCCACCAUGACCCCAUCAUGUCAGGCUGUCUCCCUAGCAACCCCUGGAUCUCUGACGACACCUCACUCUGGACCAUCAACACUGACAUGGUGGACACUCCAACCAGGUUGAGAGUGGAGCGCUGGAGUUUCAGCUUCAUGGAACUUCUGAACGACUCGAUGGGAAGACGAGAGUUUAUGAUCUACCUGGAGAAAGAAUUCAGUGCGGAGAACCUGUGUUUUUGGGUGGCCUGUGAGGACCUGAGGCAUGGAGAGAGCUCCAAGAUCAUCCUGAAAGUAGAGGAGGUUAACAAGAACUUUCUGGCCCCUGGGGCAGCUCGCUGGGUGAACAUCGAUAGUAAGACCAUGGAGAGAACACUGGAGGGAAUCAAACGACCUCAUCGCUUCAUUAUGGACGACGCCCAGAUGCACAUCUACUUCCUCAUGAAGAAGGACUCCUACCCCAGGUAUCUGAAGUCUGAGCUGUAUAAGAACAUGCUGGCCAAAGCCAUCGUUCCCCAGGAGACCAAGAAGAGUGUAUUUCCCUUCAUGAGGCGACAGCGUCACUCUAGCCCCUCUCCUGCCAUGGUUACCCAAGCGACAGAAGAUGAUGGAAAGGCUAAAGGGGCAGGACCAACAGGAACAAGCUCCACAACCAACUCUCAGAUCUGAUCGCCAUGGGAAUACCACAACCACCAUGUUCAUGACACCCAGAUCUGGUCACCAUUGUAUCACUAUAGCAACCAUUCAAGACCCUGCAUCUACUUCUAGAAGUUAUAAUACUGUCUAGUAGUUAUAUUUAUUAAUAUAGAACUAUAGGUAUAGUUUCCAGAGACAAUCUGAAAGAUUUCCACUGUUCAAUUAAUGUAGAUUUAAGGCCAGUUUAUACUUGGUCUAAUAACAUGUCUAUGGACAAUAAUAAUGUGACAAGUGUCGCUGGUCAAAACAACUUUUAAUUUAUACUCCUGUGGAAUGUCUGUAGACUGUCGUUGCGACUGUUAGUUUCCUUGUUGCAGAGACAUGAAAAAAGUUCCCGUCUCUGCGACUGUCGCAACGUCCGUUGUCGUGGUUACCGGACUGUGACACGAUGAUGCUGUAGUUCUAUAAUUCUCAAAUAGAAUGACCUAGUUUUAUUCCGUCACUCUGUGGCAGUCAGCUAUUUUCUGUCGGCUCACAAUUAUCUUUUAAAUAACGAUGUUGUGGGUUUGUGUUUCUGUAAUAAUGAAUAAAAAGUAGUAAGACGUU